UCGUCAGUCGGCCGCCCGUUGCUGCACGUAGCGGCGGUAGAAAAAUGAAAAAUGUCCAUCGUCAGAUUCGCGGAAUUAUCAGUGCCUUUCUUUAAUAAAUUGUCCUUUUCAUUAACAAAACACCACAAUAGACUAUGCUGGAGACAGCGGCGGUAGUCGGCGUACGUCCGGCCGUCAGAGGGCUCUGAAUCUGGCUGAAGCAGAUGGGUUCCUCGGCGGGUGAAAGGCGGAAGACUGCGCAUCAACAGCCUGGACCGAAGAUGCUACACGGCUACAGCCGUUAGCCAACCAACUGUUUGUUCCAGGAUGCAGGACAGCGGGAACCGACCGAGCAGGAUUUAAGAAGAACAGAAGAAACAUUUCGAUUGAUGGCAUCCUACUUUAUGGAGCCACAACAGGACGGCUUGAACUGAGACAGCUUCAAUAUUUGUCUAAAGGCAGCACUCAUUGAACCUCAGGAUGGCGAGCAGGAGGAAAUCCACCACACCCUGCAUGGUUCCUCGAGAACCCCUCGACUCAGAUCAGGUAAUGGAGGACGUGACGGAUACAGCGGAUCCAGAGGACAGCAACGGCGUGGCCAUGGUCUCCAAAGUUUUAGAGGAGCGAGGCGAGGAGGCCAACAGCAGGCCUGAAGGCGGCUCUGACGCCUAUCUAGACCUGAACACAGCCGAGGGAGGUUACGAAUGCAAGUAUUGCAGCUUCCAGACAUCGGAGCUCAACCAGUUCACCAUGCAUGUGGACACAGAGCAUCCCGAUGUCAUCCUGAACACCUCCUACGUCUGCAUGGAGUGUGACUACCACACCAAGAGCUAUGACACGCUGCUGGCCCACAAUGCUCGGCUGCACCCAGGCGAGGACAACUUCACGCGGACGAUGGUGAGACGAAACAACGAGACUAUUUUCCAGCAGACAGUCAAUGACCUCACCUUUGACGGCAGCUUUGUCAAAGUGGAGGACGACGAGGGGGAGGACAUGUCCCGCAAAGGCAUCGCCCUCAGCAAGACGCCCAUCAUGAGGAUCAAGAGCCGGCCGGAGCCCAAGAAGUUCGCCACGCACAAGGUGGCUGUUGACGAUGUCAUUAAAGUGGAGAGCGAUGAUGAGGAUGAUGAGAACAAGGAGCCGCCAACUCUGUCGCCUGCCCCAAUGACCCCAGCCACCACCGUCGCCCCUCGCCUCAUCCCCGUCUCCACGGCGGUGCAGGUCCAGGCUGUCCCUCAGAGCAUAGUGGUCAACAGCCCCAACGUGCUGCAGAUCAAAGGCUCGGGUGGUGGUGCUGUCCUGCCUCCAGGGACGCUGGCCCAGGUUCUGUCGGCACUGCAGACCCAGCAGAACAACAGUCAGACGCAGACGCAGCUCCUCAUCCCCCUCAGCAGCAUCCCCACUUACAACACCGCCAUGGACAACAAUGUCCUGCUGGUCAGCGCCUACAACAGGUUUCCGUAUCCCUCAGUGUCGGAGAUCAUGGGCUUGUCAUCGCAGACCAAGUUCAGCGAGGAGCAGAUCAAAGUCUGGUUUUCUGCUCAGAGGCUCAAACAUGGAGUCAGCUGGACGCCAGAGGAGGUGGAGGAGGCGAGGAGGAAGAAGUUUAAUGGGACCGUGCAGACCGUCCCUCAGACCAUUACCGUCAUCCCUGCCAACAUCGCUGCAGCCACUAACGGCCUGCAGUCCAUCUUCCAGACCUGCCAGAUCGUCGGACAGCCUGGUCUCGUCCUCACUCAGGUGGCCGGUAAUGGCGGUACCGUGCCGGUCGCUUCUCCCAUCACCCUGACAGUCGCAGGCAUCCCCGGCAACCAGCCCAAAGCUGCAGAACCCUCAACGUCCGAAUCAAAGACUGAGAUGUCGGGUGCAUCGGCCAGCACAUCACUCGGUUUGGACGCAUCAACAACCAAACCAAAGAAGUCAAAAGAGCAGCUCGCAGAGCUGAAGGCGAGCUACAGCCGGAGGCAGUUUGCCACCGAGGCUGAGAUAUCACGUCUCAUGCAGGUCACCAAACUCUCCAAACGAGCAAUAAAGAAGUGGUUCAGUGACACACGCUACAACCAGAGGAACUCAAAGGACCACCACAGCCUGCUGCUAAACGAAGCCUCAUCCGGCAGAGCGACAGGAACUGGUGGGGGUCGAGGGGGGAGGAACAGCAGCAGCAGCAGUAUUAUCGACAGCAACAACAGCGACAUCACCGCCGCCACCACCGCCACCACCAUCGUUAUUGACUCCAGCGAUGACGCCAGUGACUCCUCCCCGACUUCCGCUUCGGGUUCAGCCGAGCUCACUAGCGACCCACGUGUCAAAUUCCGCCACGCCUUCCCAGACUUCACGCCACAGAAAUUCAAGGAAAAGACUCCAGAGCAGCUGCUCAUCUUGGAAGCCAGCUUCCAGAAAUCGGACACGCCCUCAGACGAGGAGCUGAGCCGGCUGCGGGCCAAAACGAAGCUGACAAGACGCGAGGUGGAUGCCUGGUUCACUGAAAGGCGGAAAGUGCCCUCAGGAACACAGUUAAGAGACCGCGAUGGGGAAGGUGACAGUGAGAACAUAAAGCCGCUUGACGCUCCUUCGGCUCAGGAGCGACAGACCACCCCACCAAUCUGCAGGAAGGUGAUGAAGAAGACGCCAGAGCAGCUCCACAUCCUGAAGAAGGCCUUUGUCUGCACACAAUGGCCAACAUCGGAGGAGUACGACCAGAUGGCCGAGGAGAGCGGCCUGCCAAGGACGUACAUCGUCAACUGGUUUGGAGACACUCGCUACGCCUGCAAGAACAGCAACCUGAAGUGGUACUACCUCUACCAGAGUGGAAAGGUGGAGGAGGCACUGAACGGCGGAGCAAAGAGCCAGAAGAAGUCCAGGAAGCGUUUUCGUGGUUGGUCUAGAAGGACACGGCGGCCGUAUCCCUGCAAACAUUCACCACAGGGGAGCGCCAGUGCCAUCAAGGUGAAGUCUGGUAAGACAUUUCUGAAGGACUACUACCUCAAGUAUCGAGCCCUGAGCGAGAAAGACCUGGACGAUCUUGUGACAAAGUCAAGCAUGAGCUACGAGCAAGUGAGAGACUGGUUCUCCGAGAUUACCAGGAGGGAGGAGGAGGGCAAAGAGCCCUUCAGCGACGAGGAGGAGGAAGACGAGGAGGUGGCAGCGGAGCACGCGGAGCAUGCAGACAGCGAAGGGGAGAUGGAGGUGAAGGAGCAAGGAGAGGAGGCAUCGGAGGAUGAUAAGGAGGAAGACGAGGAAACGAUUCAGGAGGAAUCUGAGGGGGACAGCCAAUCACAGCCUGACGCAGAGGAGCAGACAUGAGCAGAUAUUUGAUUCCCCCACUGUGGAAAUGACGUGGAAGAUGCUGUGCUUCUCAGUUGGCGACUCAAGACCCAAAGACGCCCGCAAGAAGCUCAGACAGAUAACGUGUCAUCAAACGGCAAGGUUUGUGCUUCGAAAACGAACUUUGGCUUGGGAUGCAGCUGAGAAUCACUGAACUCAAGGAUUUAGUUUGUUCUGCUGAUGAACUGUGGGGACCAAACUUUCCAUACAGGAAAACAAAUGCCUUUUACCAAACACUAUGAGCGUAAGUUCCAGCGCUGCUCCGUGAAACAACAACAAGGCUUUUAUUUUGGUGAGAAUGACUGCGCUUUUUUGUAAUUUUUCUUACAAAAUCAACAUUUGUGUAAAGGAAGAAAAGGCGAGGCCUUCUGUGGUUCCUUGUUAGCAAAAGAACAUUUUUAAGAAUAAUAAAGGAACCAUCAGACAUUUUUCUCAAGGGAACGUCCUCAGCUCAAACCCAACAACGAGAACACGUCGUUGUUCUAAAGGUUUUUAAAAACCACAGAUUUUUGUGAAUAGGCGACUUAGAUUAGUGCCAUUCUGUUUAUAAGUUUCUUUAAAAUGAAAAAAAACAAAAACAAAAAAAUCAGUGCUGGAAUGAAUUCCACAUCAACGUUUUAACUUUUUGUAUUUUUCCAAGUGAUUUGUUCGUUAACAUGUAAUGGAAACUGAAUCCAUUAUACUGUUAUGAUGCUAUUAUGAGUUCUUUUGAAAAUGGUGAUAAUUUCCAUGUUUGCAGGUGUUGGGCUCCAUUCAGUUUCAAUGACAUCAAUUCAGUCUGUGAACCAAAGAGCCUCAAACACUGAAGGAUGGAAUUAAAAUGGGAGAUGUGAUGGGAAUCCAGCAGAGCCAAAUUGUUAAAGGAAAAUCCACAUUAAAACACAGUGUAGAAGGUAUUAUCCUGACACAGUGGACCAAAGUGCAGCAGCAGUAAAUGAAAACUUCGACAACAGCCAAUCUCAUAUUUAAUUUUUGAUUCUAGCAUCAAUAAUUAGUCGUUAAAAAUCCAACAACAAUAACGUCCUGACUGAUAUAAACAAACAUUUUAAUGUUUUUUUUGAAGACAUGAAUUAAUUCAUUCUCAAAUGCAUUUGGCAUUUCUGAACUGGAGUUUCUUUGGCCAGUAAAUCCUCCUUUCUUGAAGCUUCUAAUGUUUAGUUUGUUUGUCUACAUCCUCCAAAAUGACCAACACCUUUUUACGGUUAGUUUCUACUGCUGUUUAACUACAUUAUUUCAUCCACAAUGUUUAUAAUCAAUGGGUAUCUCCGAAAUCAAAACUUCUUUAUAACAGAAACACAGUUUAACAGCAACUUCAUGAAUAGAGGAGUCACUGCAGAACUGUGCUUUAUUUCCUAAAAGUGCUCUAAAUCCUUUGUUAUAACUUAUUUGAAUAUUAUCUUCUACUUAGCUGGGAAUUAUAGAAUAUUUCCAAAACAAAGCUUCACAGUUUAUGGAAAAUGGAGAGGAAGGAAAUCAGGUAAAAAUUUGGAAGUUAUGUAUGAUGGAAGUGAAAACCAGUUUCCUUGAAAGAUGGACGAAAACUCUUAAUUUGGAUUCUUACUGAUUGAGCUGCUUCAUUUAAUGUCCUUUUAGAUCUUACCUGCACUUUUCACACACAUUUGUACCUAAAUCCCAUGACUGAUUUGUUUAAUUAGUACAAACAACAAAAUAUUGCUGUUCAGAUAGAAACUAGUAAUCAGCCCAGAAUUGUAUUAAUGUACACAGCUGGUUAUCAUGUUGUACGUGUUGCACUUUAAUAAUGUCAAUUUAGCUGCUUACUUUGGUCAUGUCUUGCUCGUAAAAGAGAUUUUUGGUCUCUCAAGAGAUUUAUUUAUUCAAAUGAAGAUCUGAAUAAAUAAAAAUAGGAGAGUAAAGCACUAUAGAACAAGAAGCAGCAGGUGAAUUUAUAACUACAUGAUUGAUCUAUUUUACAAAACUGUAUCAGUGGGAAUUUAAAAUAUUUCCCUCUCAGCCUGAGAUUUUAAAAUAUCCUACUUGAUCCCCUGCACAGAAAAGACUUUGUCCAAAUUAAGACUUACUUCUGUAAGAUGUUGCUGCACAGGUUAGCUGUCAUUUAUGACGACAUGGCAGUAAAAAAGAUGAUAUCUGAUAAAACCAAGUUAAUUUGGCAGUAUUUUCAUAAAGAAAAUGAAAAUAAUAUUAGAUAUAGGUUGUGUCAGAAUAAACAGUUUUGAAACCACAACCUGAGCAACGAGUAACUACUAUUGAAUGUGACUAAAACAUGCAAUAUUUUUCAAUAUUUAACUGUGUUGUUCAAUUGUUGAAUGCGUUCUUACUUUUAGACAAGUCGACAGGUCUAAAUUAAACAGUUUCAUCAAGAGAGAUAUUAAUCUCAUUUCCACUGACCUGUAAAAUAAAGACAAUCAACGAGGCUCAAUUUCUGUCUGAUGAAGAAUUUUUACUCAUCUUUCGAGUAAACUUUUUCACGUACAUUUUGAUUAGCUAUGCAUGAAAUGAUGAAGAGAUAGAAGCAAGUAACACUCUUUUCCUGUGUCAUUAGCACCAAACAGUACAGGAGUUUACAGCGAAACAGCAGCUAGCAUUUAAAUAUUUAUACAAAAUUAUACAUUAUACAAAACUGUCUAACAAAUUAUUUGAUCAGAAAUGUUUUUUGAAUGGCGGCUUAAAACUUAUACAGCUGGAAUUAUUAUAUCAUUUUUCUGCGAUAUCAUUUCAUUGUGAGCAGACAGGAUCUCCACAGACUUGUCAAACGGCAUAAAACACAAACACUAAUAUCUUCUGUUCUUGUGGAUUUCCCCUUAAAGACCAAUCUUUACAUUAAACUCUGUUAAAAUUGGAAGAAGAAAACAUCCUUCUCUGUUUCAGUGGUUUUUCAGACGGUUACAGAUUUACAGUUUUCGUCAUCCUUUCUGUUCCUAAAACGCUUCCUCCGUUGGCUCAGUGUUCUCAAACAAUGGGCUGAUUUAAUAGAGUUGAUUGACUUGAAAGGGAUUUGAACCCAAAUGCUGUUGGUGUCCUUGUCCACAAAAGAAAAAAAACUACACAAAACAGAGGCAUGUGUGCUCUACUUCAGGAAACAGGCAACUUUACCUCAGUCAGUUAAGCUACGAACUCGGUAAGAUUGUGACAUUUACACUUUACGACAGUUUUCUUUUUCUUGAGGAUUCAAUACUGUGUGCAUGAAAAUCUGAGUAAUUAUGUCUUUAAGAUGGCAUUUUCUUUCUUUUAUUUUUAUUUGUCCUUGCCACCAAAGUAAAUGAGUCACUUUAAAGAGAGAAAAAAAAGACGACAUAGUUAUUAGUGCAUUUAUUUGUUCAAAUACGGGUGAACUACUAAACAAUAUCUUUCAGGUUUUUCAAAGGAAUUACAGACAAUAUUUAGGGACAAGAAACCACAAGCAGUUCCUGCGGGAACUUUUUAUCUUUUCGUGUCGGGGGGGGGGACUAAACACUUUUGGGGGUGGGGUUCGGUUGCUUUGCUCUCUCUUCCUGUGUUUUCCAAAUCAUAUAGGACUCUGUUAGGAUAUGCAAACAUCAAAGAACAGUCAGUGGGUGGAGCGGGGGUGGACUCAAAAAUCAUCGUCUCCUCGGUUUCGGUUUUUAAUGAUUUCAUUGGCAACGUUCCCACGUCUCCUCGGGCUCUGUAAUUUCGCAAAGCUUGGUCUUUCUGCCAUUCUUUCAAUUUGCUUUAAUAGCCAACAAUUUUUAAUAGUUAAUUUAUUUAUUAUAUCUGGACUUUCAUGGAGAUCUUUUAUGUCUGUGAGUAAAAAAUAAAAACUUAAAAAGAAACAACA
This is a messenger RNA of Acanthochromis polyacanthus (spiny chromis), 7078 nucleotides long. RefSeq names its product zinc fingers and homeoboxes protein 1-like. Gene Ontology annotation, molecular function: DNA-binding transcription factor activity, RNA polymerase II-specific; DNA binding. Gene Ontology annotation, biological process: regulation of transcription by RNA polymerase II. NCBI's taxonomy places the organism in Eukaryota, Metazoa, Chordata, Actinopteri, Pomacentridae. Bases 460 to 3282 code for a protein of 940 amino acids. The record is from RefSeq and is a predicted model, not a curated record. Gene Ontology annotation, cellular component: nucleus. The transcript has 8 exons.